UCCCCAACUCUUGCCCCUCCCAUCCCUCUCCCUCCCCAAUACGGACUACUAGUCACCAUCUUCCGCCUGGUCUUCCCUCCUCCUGGAUCCAGAGUGUGGGUGGGAGGGUAGAAUAUUUUGUAGGACUAGUCCCCGCGCUACAGAGAACGAACAUCCUUUUUGGCUGAGCAGCAGGGACACACCGCGCCACCCGAGCCAGGGCUGGUCCAGCAGCGGGAAGGGAAAGUCGGUCCCAACUACUUUCCAUCUCUCUUCUACACAGUAACAGGAUGCUGGACACCCUGUAUAAGUCAUUUUGGACGACUGAGUACUGGCUCCCCCCUGGGUACACAUGGGCUGACUUGGAAGAUUCAGAUGGCAUCAUAUAUCCUCAUCCCAGGGACCUGCUGGCAGCUAUUCCACUGACAUUUGUCUUAACAGUCAUUAGAUAUAGCUUUGAAAGGUUCAUAGGGCUGCCCUUGAGCAGAGCCAUGGGUGUGCAUAAUCCUAUCCGGAUCAAGGCUACUCCCAACCCCAUCCUGGAAUCAUUUUUCCAGAAUCAGAGUAAGAAUCCCCAAAAGGAUAAAGUGAGUCACCUGGCCAGACAGUGUGGCCUCUCUACGAGGCAAGCCCAGCGUUGGUUUCGACACCGGAGAAACCAAGAGCAGCCAUUAAUUAGCAAGAAAUUCUCUGAAUCCUGGUGAG
Monodelphis domestica (gray short-tailed opossum) is the source of this 684-nucleotide messenger RNA. Lineage: Eukaryota; Metazoa; Chordata; Mammalia; Didelphimorphia; Didelphidae. The record is from RefSeq and is a predicted model, not a curated record.